CCUGCUCGCCCCGGCCUUCCUUUUGCCCCUCGUCCUCCUCUUCCUCCUCCCUCUCUCUCUCUCUCCAUCAAAACCGUGCUCUCUCUAUCUUGUAUAUAUAGCGAUCGUCUUCCCUCCCUUUCUCUCUAUAAAAACGGAUCAAUUCGAUUUUUCCCUCCUCGAUCGUAGCCUUUUGCUGCGGGCUUCUCGCCGUCGCGUCUGAACAAAGAGGAUCCUUGUGAAGGGGAAGCAAUUGGGGAUUCUUGUUCUGAGAGUCGGACGGCGGUUGAUGAGCGGAGAGCGAGGGGGGUAGAGAAAGAGAGAGGGUGUGCGUGAUCUGUGGUUACGAAGAUGACGGAUCAGGGCUUGGAAGGAAGCCAGCCUGUUGAUCUUUCUAAGCAUCCCUCCGGGAUUGUGCCGACCCUACAAAAUAUUGUCUCAACUGUGAACUUGGAUUGCAAGUUGGAUCUUAAGGCCAUAGCAUUGCAAGCUCGAAAUGCAGAAUAUAACCCCAAGCGUUUUGCUGCUGUUAUCAUGAGAAUAAGAGAACCAAAGACUACUGCCUUGAUAUUUGCUUCUGGGAAGAUGGUCUGCACUGGAGCUAAAAGUGAGCAACAGUCUAAACUGGCAGCAAGAAAGUAUGCUCGCAUAAUUCAGAAACUCGGGUUUCCUGCCAAGUUCAAGGACUUCAAGAUCCAAAAUAUUGUUGGCUCUUGCGAUGUCAAAUUUCCAAUAAGAUUAGAAGGUCUUGCAUAUUCCCAUGGUGCUUUCUCUAGUUAUGAACCAGAAUUGUUCCCUGGCUUGAUUUAUCGGAUGAAGCAACCCAAGAUUGUUCUGCUUAUCUUUGUCUCAGGCAAAAUUGUUCUAACAGGCGCUAAGGUGAGAGACGAAACAUAUACAGCUUUUGAGAAUAUCUAUCCUGUGCUCACUGAGUUCAGAAAAAGCCAACAAUGACGAAAGAGCCUGAAGUUAAAGAAAUAUGAUUUUGAGGAAGCGGGUGCAUUAAUUUCCAGAUCAUUAGCAAUCUGCUGAUUGCUGCUUGUGCUGACAAAAUUCACAAAUGUAAAUAGCUGGGUGUUUGAAAAAAGCGUGGCUGCUGUCUUAUGGUGGGAACCUGCUUGAUGGGGACUGACUUUUCUUGCCAUUUUGUGUGUGGGCUAUAGAGCUUGGAGUGGGCAUCCGUCGGGGGAGAAAAAAUUUGAUGCGGGUUGUAGGUACCGCAGAGGCUGGUCUUGGGAGCUUCAGUUCUGUCAUUGUAUGCAUUGAGCACAUCUGAUGCACAUAUGUUGGUGGCCCAUUCGUUCUCUUUCGGAACUUAACGGAAAUCAGUCUUCUGUCUAAGGUCUUAUUGGUGGGGUAUUUGCUUUGUGGUGCCGAGGCCAUUGGUGAACCUGUGGACAUACUUUAUAAUAAAUAAUGCGCCCAACUUUUUGAGUA
Messenger RNA from Nymphaea colorata (pocket water lily), 1416 nucleotides. RefSeq names its product TATA-box-binding protein. Gene Ontology annotation, molecular function: RNA polymerase II general transcription initiation factor activity; DNA binding. Gene Ontology annotation, biological process: DNA-templated transcription initiation. The transcript is spliced from 9 exons. The record is from RefSeq and is a predicted model, not a curated record. Bases 331 to 933 code for a protein of 200 amino acids. Lineage: Eukaryota; Viridiplantae; Streptophyta; Magnoliopsida; Nymphaeales; Nymphaeaceae.